CAAGCCUCUUACUGCAUUUGAAUGAACAUAAAGGACCCCAGCUCAUAAUUAAAGCAGGCUAUUCACAUUAAGAGGAGGAAGCCAUUCCAUGGUUUCCCACAAUAAGGGAGAAGGACUAACUUAAUUGUGUUUUAGUCAGUUCGAUCGUGCUAUUUUGCUUCGAGAAGGCACUUGUGGCUUCGAUUUUUCUAUGUGAUCACAACUAGUUCUUACUCUUCCAGUCUGUAGCAAUGAAGUGCUGAUUUCAUUCGGACGCUGAAAUUCCUCAACAAAGUGCGAGACCUGCUGCAGAAUCUUUUUGCUAGUUUGGCUGAUGUGGAGCGGAGUGGAUUACUACACGGUUCUUAAAAAAUGAACCUUCUAACUUGUUUGCUGGAUUGCCUUUGGAAAGAUUCUGAAUUAAGCAAGAAAUAGCAGACCGUUGAAAUCUGCGGGAAUGAAUGACCUCAAAGUCAUGAGGGUCCUGGAUGGGGGUUCAUCAAUGGACCUACUAGAAGACCAGAAGGAACCAUAUAAAGAGGGGUCACCAAGGACAUCAGUAGCGACAACCCUGGGAACAGCCAUCACAGAAGAAAGACCCUAAGUUCAGAACUCAGAGAAGACUACAACUCCAUUGGAGUGAGCCUGGCCAAUUCACUUCACACAGGCCCUUUUCCUUUAUCUGGAGCAAAUAAAAGACUGGAAGCAUCAUGAUGGCCAAUAAAAGAAAUCUUGAUUGCGUGGAUUCUCUCAUUUGUAGCAAGAUGCCUCGACUGGAGAAUGAACAUAGUGAAUUAUCGACGGGGAUUUGUAAACCCAGUCCCCUGCCCAGUUAUGCUCAAGCAAAUUCCCUUAAAUACACUGGAGCAUAUUUAGCAUAUCAUCUUAGAAAUCGAGAUGGAACUGAUCCCUCAGGAGUCUGGAGUCAGUCGCGACCCUACUUGCAAGCCACGAGUAGUCCAUCUACCCAGUCCCGGCCUACUGAAGACAGUCGCCUUGGUAACCGUUUGUAUCAGACAGAACCUGAGGCUCCAUCUCCAACAUUUCAGCAAUCUGUAAAUGAGAAAGAUAAACUUGAUUUGGUCAAGGAUUUGAUGAACGUUCGCUCAAAGUGGGUCACUUUUGUUGAACGACAAAAGAGCCUGAGAAAUGGUCAGAAUCUCUCGGGUAUCCUCUGCCCUUCUGCAGCUGGGAAACAUAAUUUACUUGCACCUACAGUCCAUAACUGUGGAAAUGUAGCAUUUCCACAACCUGUAUAUAGAAGUAGUAUUUGUUGUUCUGGGGCUGGCUGCUCUUUGGAAAAUUCAGCAGAUCAUUUUCAUAGAAGAGGACAGGAAACUGAAUGGAGAAUGCCAGCUCCUGUUACUUCAAGCUGUUUAAUUGCAAAUAGUGACCACUUGAUGCAUAAUCAGCAGUAUGGUAAUCCUCUUUUGAAAAAUAAAUCAUUGCAUCAUGGAUCUAAUCAUACACAGAUUAACUCCGUGGGCAGAAUCUCCAAAGAAACCGGAAGACUGCCUGGAGUGCGUUCAUCCCUGUGCCAAGGAUACGGUACUUACAAUAGCAACGUUCUACAGGACCCUAGGUAUUCUGUGCUACCAUAUGAAAACUCCAAUGGAAACGUACCAAGUCAUGCGUCUAUGCACAACCUCCAAGACUUCCAGAAACUUCCUUUGCACCCGUAUUCAACAAGUGAAGGGCAACAGGUCCAGCCACCUUUCUAUUGUGAUAAGUUAUCACCUCCAAAGUUUCCGAUGCCAAUUCAGCCAAAAGCUGUUCAUUCUCAAAACACUAUUUUAAAUCAGCAAAAUGCAAGUUCCUACUCAUUGCAUCCACAUGGUUUCAGAGCGCAGGUGACUGGAUGUCCAUAUCCAGUUCAAGGCACAGGCAGCCGGCUGCCCGUAUCCAGUUCAACAUUCGCAGGACAGCUAAGCCCAGGGAACCCUUACCCACAGCCUUCUGAAUCUCUCGGCUAUCCUGUUCCUCACCCUCAAUUGCAGAAAGGUAUCCCCAUGACAGGUCCCUUGAUUCACCCUGGAUUAGAAUCUGGAGCACAAUCAGCACAGCUAGGGAUACAGAGUCCCUCCAGAAAGAGUGCGUCUGCAUCACACCAGGAUCAGGCAAGUGGAAAACUGUCUGCAUCCGAUAUCUUGCACUUCAGGCCACACGUUAUUGUUGACGCGCAAACGGAGAAACGAUGUUACAAUUCAUUAAUCUCGCUUUCCAGUAAGGAAUAUACUGGCCAGCAGCAACUGAUAAGUAAACACAGCGCUUUUCAACCAGUUCUCUCUGGAAAACGUUUGAAAGGGACAUUUGAGAGACCAGCUGUUUCCCCGGCAGAUCAAAGACCAAAUGAUACUUAUAUGCAUGAACAUAUAUCAAGCAUUGAUAUUUCAUCCAAUAAUAAUCAUGGUAUGUCAACAUUCAGUAAAGGGAAUGAAAUUAUCAAUAACAAACUGGUGAACUGUGGACUGAGUAGCCCACCAAAGAGUUACAAUAUUAGUCCAAACAGAAAAACAUCGGAGAUUAAUUUCCUAUCUGCCCCUUCCUCUAAGGAAGGCAGGAGACUGUCUGUUCCUUCCCCACCUAUGCCAGUCAUUAAUAACGUGUUCAGUUUGGCCCCUUACAGAUCUUAUCUGGAAGCCACGGGUCUGUUUUUCUCCAGAUGUCAGAAAUGUCAGUCAGACUGCAAUAAAUCUUUAAACUGUUCAUGUUCUCCAGAAAAUAAAACUAAACAUUGUGGCUAUGCUGGAGUCACAGAUCCAGAUUCACGUAAGCAAAGCCCUGUGAGGCUUUCAAAGGGCAUCUCUGAAUUACAAUGCAAGGACGCUGAAUCAAACCAAAACAACCCUCCUAUCUGCACAGGAGCCAAUAACAAAGAAGGUUCAUCAGGAACAGAACUGAAGAAAGCAGAAAGUGAGAAGAAUUCUGUCGAUAUUCAGCAUCGAGACAUUAACUUGUCCCCUAACCUCCAGAUUCAAAAUGAUACACACCAACCAAGUAGCAAGUCUACAGCAAGCCACGAGCUUGAUCCUAAUGCUGGAAAGCUUGAGAUGACCAAACUGGAUGCUGAGUCAGCCUUGGACCUCAGUAUUAAGAAUAAAAAUCAACUUGUGGAUGUCACUCAACCAAAAAUCUCAGCUGCUUCUGGGUUAGAGGAAGAACUAGAAUGUACUGGUGAAAUAUUAAAAGAAAAAAAUGAAGGGGAGUCCACGAGCAAUGCAGGGGUACAAGAAAGCAAAGCGGAUCCCACACAACCAGCACCAUCUGCAGUUUCUUGCGAGUCCAGAGAAGAAUUGAACAGCAAGGAAGUAUCAAAUGAAAAGGAAGAGAAUAUUGCAGAAUCUGAGAGUGAUAAGAGGAAACAAAAAACUGAAGUACAAUCUGAUAGUAAUGGACAAACAGUAGUUAAAACCUCUGACACCAGCAGUGUGGUUAAAAGUAGUGCUCUCACAAUGGAACUGAGUAAAUAUAAAUUACUGAGACCAGCCCCUUCAAGAGUGGAUGGAUUCAAUCCUACUCAUCCAGCUGAAGACUCUAAUGACGCUAAAAAAUUGAGUUUACUUGGAUCUCUUAAUCCGUUGAGAUUAAUUCUGAGACCUCUGAAGUUAAUAGUGCCCGAUGAGCCCAAGUCGGCAUUGAGCCCUGUUCUGGAAACUAAAAUGUCUCCUUGUGAAACCAAAGUCAGCAUUCCCAGCAAUGGAGAGUUAAUGCAGAGUGAGAGUAAUGCUUACACUUCCUUCGUGCAUCUUCAUCAGUCCCUGUGUGACAUGAUUGCGCAGUCUGUGGCCGAAACCUCUGAAGAAGUUUUGCGCUCAUGUUUGCAGGACGUUGAAACGCAGAACCACGGCAAGGAAAAUCCAAUGCUGAGAUCUUCAGUAAAACCAAAGAAUAAUACUAGAAAUGUUGAGGUAUUAAAGAUGUCAAAAUCACAGGAGAUUUGGCUCAAUUAUGGACAAAUUCAACCAACCAUGCAAAAACUGCUUUCCCAUCUGGAGACCUACCUUUUUACCAGAAGAUGCCCAUUUCCCCAUGUAAUAAGGGCUGGUGCGAUUUUCAUUCCAAUAUAUUUAGUAAAGGAGAAGCUGUUUUCCAGCAUCAAGGGAACAAUGAUUGAUCAGGUUUUUCAGGAGCACAAAAUAGAACUACGACCGACAACUCUUUCAGAGGAGAAGAAACUGCAAAGUGAGUUGCAUCUUCAAAGAUGUUCCUCCAGACUAAUUAAGCUGCUCUCCUUGAAGCAGUUGCCCGAAAUCUAUCCAGAUUUGUUGAAUGUUAUGUGGCAUUCUUGUGCAAAAAUCCGUCUUGGUGGAGAAAACGAUGACAACCUGAAGAAGAUUGCCGUCACUACAAACCCAGCUGAAAUGAAUGGUAGUAAAAAUCAGCAAACAGAUUCUGGUUCUGCUGGAAAGAAAAAAAUACUAAACAAAGCACCAGGAGAAAACCCUUCUUCCAUUGAAGAAAAGCCUAACGAUGGCAUUACAGUUGCCAGACUUGGUGUAAAAUUAAGAAAAAGGCAAAGAAAUGAUGAUGUUUCUUCACGUGUAAAUUCUAACACUGUUUGUACUAAUUCUACCAGUGGUUCAUCAUCUGGACACAAAGUAAACCCAUCAUCAGUUGACCAGUCAGAAAAACCUUGCUCCACAGAACCUGAUCAAGAUGCUUGUGCAGCGAAGUUAUCCAAGGAGUCCCAGCCAGCUCCAAGAAAAUUACACAAAACCACCAAAGAACUUUUGGAGGAAAAGGCUAUUGUGAAAGGUAACUUUGAAAAGAAAGGCAGCACUUUGGUAGUUAAGUUGAAUAGAGUGGUUAUUAAAAAUGACAGCAAGGGACCAGAUAGUCCCCGCUCUAUAAAGAUCAAAGAAUCCCAAGUGCUAGUAAAGAAAAAUAACACUGCACUAAGGCCAACUAGAAGCACAUCUAAACUGCUCCACCUUCGUGGCUCAAUUGUGCGGCUAAAAUUUCAGAAAUCAGUAAAAACUGCUCCAUGCAGGAAUAUAGUAUUGAAACCAUUUACCACAAGAAAGCCUUUACUGACUCGUAACUCACAACGGCUGGAUCAGAAGAAAAGUUUGAAACCUCUACGUUUCAGAAAACGUCAGGAGAAAGAGUACCCAAAUUUAGUGGGCAAACGCAUCAGACAUCUGUAUGAGGAAAAUGAUAAAUCUGAGUCUUGGUAUAAAGGUGUAGUACUCAGAGUGCAUGAAAAGCACCAGAAUCCUUUAAAGACUGUGUAUGAAGUUAAAUAUGACAGUGAGCCUGAUUGGCAGUACUACCUUGAACUCUUGCAAGAUUACGAGAAAGGUUGGCUAAGAGUUGAUGACUGACACUUCUUUUCCAAGUAAAACUAAGAAUUGUGUUUGAAUAUUUGAGAUGACCACUAUGGAAAUUGAAACAAACAUCAGCAAGUGAUUAGUAAAAGUAAUAAUAAUUUUGCAUUUUGAAAGGGAUCUACAGUGAGUCUUUUUAGUUUAUUUGCAGGAAAUGGUACCUCUACAACUCUUAAUUCCUAGCUGGCAAAAUAGUGUGCGCUUUGAUUUUAGUUACAACUGAAAAUGUUGGAGGAAUGAGGGCAAAUAAUAUUCAUAUGAAGUCAUGGAUGAGCAUGUACACGUUCCAAACUUAAACUGUGGAAAAGGUUCUAAUUCCAGAACCAAGUGUAUACAAUUAAAAUCGUUUGUUGUUCAUUGGGUUUCCCGUGCUCUUGGAUCUCUCCUGUCAAAAGCACUGAUUUGGCACUCAGCUGGCAAGUGCUAGCAACCUGCAGGACUUGCCCUAAUCACUGGGUGUUUGGUGUGAUACCUCUGUCUCUAGGACCAUGCAGCCAGAUCUGCUUCACCGUUGAUGUGUGUGUAUACAUACGCACACAUCCUAAACACAAAUGCACACACCUCAUUAUGGAAAUUGCUAGCAAUUAUAAUUGAUCCAUUUCAUCUGUCACCUUGGGCUACAGAGCUUGAUUGUAGUUCCUGACCAUGUUUCCAGCAAAACUGAGCUAAUUUAUAAACCAUGUGACUUAUAGUUAAUAGAUGGUAAAAACAGGAUAUUGAAAUCAUUUGUACAAAUCAUUUUAAUGUAUUUCAAUUCAACAAUCAGAAUACAAAUUUGUUUUGGUUAAACUUUUGAUAGUACAGAAACGUUUUGUAAACUUUUUUACCUCCCUGUUCCCACCUUUUGCCUUCUGAGAAUACAAGUGGACACAGUUGAGUUGGGUGGGUAGUGCUGGUAUUUGCAGAGCUCUGCAAGUUGUGCUCCAGUGCAUGAACAGCACUGCCAGGUUGGUCUUUGAUAGAAUACAAAUCAGGAAUCAAUUAAACAGAAAUCUCAAUUUCAAUUUUAUGUUAAGACCCUUUUUUACUUGCAGGACUCACAAUCAGCAACUUAUCAAAAGUAGCAAAUAUAUAUUGACAAGAUUUAUUCCUGCGGUAAAGUUCCCUCCAUAAAAAACUAUGCAUGCAUUACGUGGAGAUAAAUGUGCUCAGCUGUUUGCUGCUGUUGUACAGAUCUGAACUUGAGGCAUUGAUACAUAGUUAAGUAGCAUAGUUACACUGUGGUGUUUUGUACUUUUUAAUAACUUACUUUUGUAUCUUAGUAAGUUAACGAUGAUAUUGAUAUAGUGUGUCUAAAUGUGAACUAGGUUGAAAAACCAUUGUUACAAACUACUUUGAAUUAAGUACUUUUGUAUAAAGAUUUUAAACUAUUGAAA
This is a messenger RNA of Pristis pectinata (smalltooth sawfish), 6682 nucleotides long. It is a transcript of the gene prmt2ip, whose product is annotated as chromosome 32 C15orf39 homolog. The transcript is spliced from 5 exons. Lineage: Eukaryota; Metazoa; Chordata; Chondrichthyes; Rhinopristiformes; Pristidae. The record is from RefSeq and is a predicted model, not a curated record. The coding region runs from base 690 to 5303 and encodes 1537 amino acids.